AUGCCUAUUCUCAAGCAGCUGGUGCACAGCUCCAGCCAGUCCAAGCGGCGGUCCCGGGCGGACCUGACCGCCGAGAUGAUCAGCGCCCCGCUGGGGGACUUCCGCCACACCAUGCACGUCGGGCGGGGGGGCGACGCCUUCGGCGACACCUCGUUCCUGAGCACCCGGUCGGGGGAGCCGCCCCGAGAGCCCGAGGCCAAGCAGGGCUCCCCGGGCCCCAAGCCGGGGCUGCUGUCGCGCACCUUCCGGAGCAGCAAGCGCUCGCAGUCGGUGAACCGCGGCGAGUGCAACGCUGCCGUGCCCUCCGCCGCCCCCUCCCAGUUCGUGAAAAACGCCAUAUCCCUGCCUUACCUGAACGACGAGCGCUCCAGCAGAAGCGGCCAGCUGCCCAAGAGCGUGUCCUCCAGCCCCAUGAAGAUCCAGACAGAAGUGGAAAACAGGCCCGUAAACGGCGCCGCCGCCGCCAUGGCGGCUCUGGACGCGGAGUUCGACGAGCGCAACUUCGGCGAGCUCACGGAGCUGCCCCCAUCCAUGCCCAGAGGAGGCGGGAUGAAGCACGCGGAGUCCAUGAUGUCCUUCCACAUCGACCUGGGGCCCUCCAUGCUGGGAGACAUCCUGAGCGUGAUGGAGAAGAAAGGCUGGGAGGAGGACGACCUGGGCUACGAAGAGGGCAAGAGCAGCGAGGAGCACGCGUCGCCCUCGCACAUCCCCAACAUCGACGACGACGACGCCGAGGAGCGGGCGCCGUCCCGGCCGCCCCGCGGCGCCCCCCAGCACACGCCCUACACGCCAGAGUCACACGCCAGGAGCAACCACCACGACGCCGACGACAGCUGCUCCGUGUCCAGCUCGGGCUCGGACAAGCCGCAGUACCACCUGCAGGACGGCGACACGGACAGUGCCAAGUACAGCUCGCCACGGGGGGAAGACGAGAAGGAUUUCACCUUCAUGGAUGACGACGACGACGAGAUCCGGGUGUAG
This is a messenger RNA of Menidia menidia (Atlantic silverside), 981 nucleotides long. NCBI's taxonomy places the organism in Eukaryota, Metazoa, Chordata, Actinopteri, Atheriniformes, Atherinopsidae. The record is from the annotation of a GenBank genome assembly.